This is a messenger RNA of Sitodiplosis mosellana (orange wheat blossom midge), 3228 nucleotides long. RefSeq names its product histone-lysine N-methyltransferase SETDB1-B-like. Gene Ontology annotation, biological process: negative regulation of gene expression; heterochromatin organization. Lineage: Eukaryota; Metazoa; Arthropoda; Insecta; Diptera; Cecidomyiidae. The transcript has 7 exons. Gene Ontology annotation, cellular component: nucleus. Bases 530 to 2725 code for a protein of 731 amino acids. The record is from RefSeq and is a predicted model, not a curated record. Gene Ontology annotation, molecular function: zinc ion binding; protein binding; histone H3K9 methyltransferase activity.
UACAAAUGUAAACGGACAUGAACACACUCGAUGGACGCGCAAUACCAAACGAAAUGGCGUACGUUUAAUUCAACUGUGUUGAUUACAAAAUGUCCCAUUAUUAUUCAAUAUGAUUUGCAAACAAAAACAAUUAAUCAUUAUUUUCAGAGAAAUGAUAUUGUUUCGGUGCUGAAUUCGAUUUUUUCUUCGGUUUGUUUAUUUAAUUUGUCAAAAUAUUUACAGUAAUCAAAAAUAGAUAAACAGCUUUAGUUUAGCAUCAUCGGUAUCAGCACACAGUGCAUAUACACUGGUAUUAGUGUUUUCAUGUUGAAUUGAGCGCAUUUCACAGAAGAAAGACGUUCAAAAUAUUAGCAAGCAUAACGUGGUCGAUUCAAACGGUUUGCCGCGCAUGAACCACACAAAAAGUGUUGUGCACAUUUCGAUUCGAUUUUCAAUUGCUGAUUGAAUGUGUCGCCGAGUUGACAUCCGCUGAUCCGAACAAUUUGUUUUUGCAUAGAUAUUUUCAAUUUGUGCAUCUAUUCAUUUCGUAAUGGUGAAUCCAGUUAUAGUUGAUAGUGACGAUGAAGUGGUCUUUGUUGACACAGCCAAUUCCAUACCAAACACUAACAAUAACGAUGAUGACGAAAAGUAUUAUUACGCGAAAAGAUCAAAUCGCGAUAAUGUUAUUGGUGCAUGGCAGCCGUGUGAGUUGCAGGGGAAGAUUGAAAAUAUCGACGAUCCCAACGCAAGUAGCUACAUCGUAAAAUUCAUUCGGUAUCCGCAGAAGAAAAAUGUUCUGGAAUAUGAGCUAGCCGGUCGUCACUGGCCACGCGGCACUGAGCUAACGUUUGGCACCCGAGUAGUUGCUCGGCGUUGCUUGGAGCGAUUGCCGUAUCGAAUCGACAAAUCGGGCGAAAAAAUCUUCUUGCUUUAUAGCAAAAACAGUGACUUUUAUGCAGGUGUCAUCGCGGGUUUUGAUGACAGCCGAGUCUUGGUCUUUUUCGAUGAUGGUAUAGUUCAAUUGGUGGAACAUAAGGAUAUUCGCCGUGUCAUUGGCAAUGAUCGAUGGUACCAUGCUCAUUGGAAUGCAAAACUAUACUUUGAUUGGUACUUCGCUAACGAACGAUUGGAAGCUCAACCAAAAGUUCAACAAAUGAUCAAAGUGGAAUUGAAUGGCAACUGUGAAGCAAUGGCCAAAGUGUUGCAAGUUGACGAGAUGUUGGCGCAAAUCCAUUUCGAAGAAGAAAAUCGUUUUGAAUGGAUCUAUUUGGGGAGUCCACGAAUAUUCGCUGUUUGUCGUGAAUUAAUCAAACAGAAGCGAUUGGACGGUUUUAUUUCAUAUAAAACGUACAAGGCCUGUCUCAGUGCCAACGAUGACGUCGUAAUGUUUGAUUUCGUUGAGACGGAAGACAAAUCGAAUGAAAAACCAACGGAAAAUGAAAUCGUGCCAAUCACUUCUCCAAAGUUCGAUGUAAUUAGGACCGUGAACCAUGAUUGUGAUUAUCGCUGUGUGAGUUUGGCGGAUAAAAUCAAACUUAAGGAAUACGGUGGCAUCAAUCUUGAUCAAUAUGGCGCUUUUUUGCGUCCUCUUUUGACCGGGUGGACCCGUCAUGGUUCUGAUAAGAAAUUCUAUAGGGCUCCAUGCGGCUCAUGUUUCCACUCGCUCAGCGAAAUCGACAAGGUUUUGUUUCAGACUGAUUCGAAGUUACGUAUUGACUGCUUCGAUUUGAGCAAGGACUGUGCAAUUGUGAAACAGGGUGCAAAUUCGAAGGUUGAAGACAAAUAUGAUAUUUCACGUGGAAUUGAACCGAUUCCGACGGUAGUGUGUGGUGAAAUGUCUUUGGAAGAUAAAUCAUUUAACUACAUCAAGGGCUACAAAUACGAUUACAUUGACGAUCUGAAGAAUAAUCUCGGUCGGACUGGCUGCAAUUGCACCGACAAUUGUCGCGAUAAAUUGAAGUGCAGUUGCUGGCAACUUACGAUUCAACGUAUGCUCAAUUAUCCAUCCGAAGACAUCGACUAUAAGGAUCACACAAAAGUUGGAUACAAAUAUAUGCGGCUCCGGGAAAUCGUUUACACGGGAAUUGUCGAGUGUGGCAGCAAUUGUGCUUGCUGUGCAAACAAAUGUGUCAAUCGUGUUAGCCAAAAUGGAAUGCAACAUAAGCUGGAGGUGUUCAAAACUGAAAACAAGGGCUGGGGCGUUAGAGCCAUAACCGAUAUACCGGAAGCAAUGUUCAUCUGCAAUUAUACCGGCGAUGUGUUAGAAGAUUCAGCCGCUGACAAACGAAGUACAAAGUAUCAGUUCAAAUUGCCAAAGUUUGAUGAUUUUGACUCCGAUGAUUCAGGCAGUGAAGAAGACGAGCCAGAGUCGAAGAGACAACGAGAUGAAUGUUACGAUGUGAUUCAACCAUUCAUCAACUACUUCCCACCGACCAUGCAAAAUGGAAAUGCAAACCAAUUCCCAGAACCGGAGCACAGCAAAUCGCGUAGCAAGAGCUAUGUGGUUGAUGCGUUAUAUAAUGGCAAUAUCUCACGGUUCAUCAACCAUUCAUGCGAUCCAAACCUAUUCGUACAAUCAAUCUACGUCGACGAAGAUAAGCGCUUUCCGUGGCUUGGUUUUUUCAGUUCUGAACCGAUCAAAGCUGGGCAAGAGUUGACAAUUGACUACCGGUAUGAGUUGACUGAUGGCGAAGGAAUUAAAUGCCAAUGCGGCUCAGGUGGUAAAUGCCGAAAGCGAUUGACUUAAGCAUCAAGACAAAAAUAUCAGUAUUGACAAUAGUUGUAUUUCAAGCAUGUGCAUGAUGGGAUACCAACCCAAAAAAAAAAUUUGUUUAUUGAGAUUUAGGCCUCGUGCAAGAGCAACAGAUGAGUUGAGACUAGAAGAAUGUCAUUGUUUUUCAUUUGAUGAAGCCAUCUCAAAAUACCAAAUGGAUAGAUAAUAUCUAAAAUUUGACAGGCACAUUGCAUGUUUUUUAUAACGGAAAAUUUUUAUCUUUUGAUUUAAUUUUUAGUUAACACACAUUUCAGAACAUUAAGCGGUUAAGACGUGGGAAAUAAGAAAAAAAAAACAUAUUUUUUGAAAUACUAUAGAAAUAUAAUGUUGAAUUUCUGUAUUUUUGCAUUUUACAUGCAAAACUGAGCCUGUUCGUAUAACACAGAAUAAAACAUUACUUUUUUUCUAUGAGCAUAUUAUAUAUAGAAUAUUGUGCAAAAUUUGCUUUAAAAUAAAAAAAAUACUUUAUUUUCAAA